AUGAUUAACAAGCAUUUCUUUGAAAUUGUGUCCGUGCUGUUGGCCUCUUCUACUAUCUUCUCCCUAGAAUUGAAACUGGCUCUCCUCCAACAAAGAGUAAACAGAGAAAGUUUAAAACUCUUGAGUAAAUCGCAAAGCUCAUCAAUUCAGCAGUGUCUACCACACAGGAAAAACUUCCUGCUUCCCCGGCAGUCUGUGAAUCGUCACCAGUACCAGGAAGGACAAGUGCUGGCCAUUCUUCAAGAGAUGCUUCAGCAGAUCUUCAACCUCUUCAGGGCAAAUAUUUCUUCGGAUGGUUGGGAGGAAAGCCACGUGGAGAAGUUCCUCACUGAGCUUCAUCAACAGCUGGAAUACCUAGAAGCUCUCGCAGGCCUGGAAGGGGAGCAGGACAGCGGCAUCUUGGGUAGUGAGAACGUUAGGUUACAGAUUAAAAUGUACUUCCGAAGGAUCCACGAUUACCUGGAAAGCCAAGAGUACAGCAGCUGUGCCUGGACCGUUGUUCAAGUAGAAAUCAACCGGUGUCUGUUCUUUGCAUUCCAACUGAUAAGAAAGAUAAGCAAACAAGGAAUGGAUUCCUUGAAGAAUGAGGACCAUGAGUCAAGGGCUGACUUUAGAAGCGUAGGGUAG
Hyaena hyaena (striped hyena) is the source of this 627-nucleotide messenger RNA. RefSeq names its product interferon epsilon (gene IFNE). The record is from RefSeq and is a predicted model, not a curated record. Gene Ontology annotation, biological process: defense response; adaptive immune response; natural killer cell activation involved in immune response. Lineage: Eukaryota; Metazoa; Chordata; Mammalia; Carnivora; Hyaenidae. Gene Ontology annotation, molecular function: type I interferon receptor binding; cytokine activity. The transcript has a single exon. The coding region runs from base 1 to 627 and encodes 208 amino acids. Gene Ontology annotation, cellular component: extracellular region.